CAUAUAAGUGAAACAGAUUCCUUUCUGGGGAUACAGUUGAGAGGACACCUCAUCAGCUACAAGCCCGCUAUUUUACAUUCCAAAAUGUUUGGAAACAAUACAGGGGGUACACAUCCCUCUGGCUAUGAUCUGGGGCCACAGCAGCCCCAGGGCUACCCCUCACAGCAGCCCCAGGGCUACCCCUCACAGCAGCCCCAGGUCUACCCUCCAGGACCAGGGGGAUACCCCAAUACCCAACCUCAGUUUCCCCCGGGACCCAUCUUGCCCCCACCUUGCCCUACCCAGCCCGGAGGAGGGCCCGCAGGCUAUCCUGGUGGUGCUCCAGGUUGCGCCCCUACUGGAUACCCUGAUCACGGCUGCCAUGGGGGAGGGCACAGGCACAGUCCUGACCGCCAAGAACACGGUCAUCAUCAUCAUGGGCACAAACAUGGCCAUGGCCAUCACGGUCAUGGAAGUGGGCAUAGUCACAGUCAUGGUCAUGGUCGUGGACGCGGUCGUGGAAAUAAGCAUGGUCACGGUCAUGGGCAUGGAGGGCAUUGUGGCGGCUCCUGCAGCGGCAGCGACUCUGACUAGGGCGGCGGGGACCUCAAGAGGAGAGAAAGGGAACUGCCGUUCUCAUGGAUCAACAGUACUUAACAAAUCAUUACAUUACAUUGCAUUAUCCUGCCAUUUUUUUCAUUUCAUGUCAUGCCUAUACAGUUGUUUAGUUUUAACUUCACCCUGAAGAACAUAAUAGAACAUAAUCCUAGAAUAACUGCAUGCAGUAUACAAGUGAUUACCAGAAUUAUCAGAAUAAGGCCUAUAUUUUAACAAUAUUGGCCAAUCUCUUACAGUGUUGGUUGGUAACAAGGUCUUUUGAGUAUGUGCUUUAUACAUGGUGUUCUAUAAAGGAAAAUACAUAGUAUAGCUCAUGUAUAAAUAAAAAAACUUCAACUGACAAAUUUAUGUUGGUAUCUACAGAGAGCCAUAUCUUGACCAUUCAUAGAUUUAUGAUAUAGGAAGUAUUGCAUUGGUCAUUCACAGUCAGAUUGUAGUUAGUUUCAGUUUCAUUCUGUUGUAUUAGUACCAUAACUGGUGCUUUGUGGUAACUUAGAAAGGAAUAAUGAGGACAUGCAAGAGUAGGCCUAUUACAAUGUUUAUACCAUUGCUACAUGUAUUAAAAGAUUCUCUCCAGCUUUU
This is a messenger RNA of Megalops cyprinoides (Indo-Pacific tarpon), 1179 nucleotides long. Its product is annotated as spore coat protein YeeK-like. The record is from RefSeq and is a predicted model, not a curated record. NCBI's taxonomy places the organism in Eukaryota, Metazoa, Chordata, Actinopteri, Elopiformes, Megalopidae. The transcript is spliced from 4 exons. Bases 85 to 573 code for a protein of 162 amino acids.